GUGACAAUUCAUAUCUUUAUUGUAAGUAACAAUGGCGUUCCCCAGUGGUAAUUGAUACUUCCUGGAUGGUUACGGUAAUUAUUGAUUACGCAAGCUCUUGCCAGGGUCUCUACAUCGUUCCACUGUCGAGAUCAACGUACACUUCGCUCACACAGCAUGCACCACUUCACUAGUGACAAUUAGUUUGUUAGCCGUACCUACACCUAUAACUACGAGUAUUUUGCUCUACUUGUGCUCAAGGGGAUCAUUCAAGGGACCAAUAAUUAUGUCGACAUCGAGGUCCCUUACCUGCAUAUGCUAACAAGGCAGGGACUGCUACACCAUGAUGACAUCAUACCACUAGAGCGGGCGUAAUAUAAUCCUGCACAUCGUCUCAAGAGCUCUAGAGCAGACGCGAGCAAAGAAGAAGUUGAAGCAGACAGAAUGCGUUGGGGUGGCUUGCUAGCAAUUCUAGUCUGUCACCUAGUUUUAAAUUUGGCAAGUUGUCGAGCCGAGGCGAGUAGUUCCAAUGUGAUUAAUGGCGCAUCAGGUUGGCAAACGUUGCCUAAGGUAGGACUAUGGCGUAGGUAUCACGUCACUUUGGAUGUCCGUCUCAAAACGGCCGGCACAAAAUGGAAAACGCCACCUGGAACAACGGGAACUCGCUUUGAAAUCGAUGUCUACAUCACUUCAAUCCAAGGAACUCGCCGCCACCAGCUACGUGUUGACAAACUGAAGGUUUUUGAGUGGACUAGCAAUUCCUACGUAAAGUGUAAUGAGUGCGAGACGAGGUACCAAGAUCUGUUGGCGUUUCCUAGCGAGUUCUGGUGGCAAAAGGGCAAGCUCUGCAUGUCAAGCUGCAGCAAACAGACCGAAAUCGCGUCCAAUUUGCAACGAGCUAUUGUCGAUGCGUUCGCCACGUCGCCCAAGGAGAGAAAACCCACUACACGCUGGAAGAGUAGGGUACAGGAAGGUAUUUUUGGGCUUUGUAAGACCGACGUUAUGGAAUUCCCCGAUAGCCAUAGAGGAUGGGUUGUGCGGAGGCGGCUGCCUCUGGCGCAGUGCAUGGACAAACCCGCGCAAACUUACAGCAACUUCAAAGCUGACGUCAUACAGGGACAACACAAUGAGAUUGCUUCAGACUGGACGACAUCGAAUCAUCACUUUGUGCGAGUGCCCAAUGGGUAUCGACUGCAGAAAGCGGAGAUACGACAAGUCGUAACCACUGGCCCCGUCCGAGCCGUAAUAAAUGUACACUUGAAUUACAACUGGACGGAAAACGCUCCUAAUCUAAAUCGUUGCCAUUCACCUGUUUGUCGUUCUGUGGUUUUCAAAUUUGAGGAUGACGUCAUUAAUCAUGGCUCGAGCGACUGCGACAGGGCUGGAUCGAUUCUUGAGGGAAUAGAAAGAGGAAAGUUGUCAGGAAGCGAGUGGUAUUCGCGACUAGUGGACGCAUUGCGUGGGUGCGGCUGGUCAGACUUGAAGUUGCUGUUUGAUAAAUAUUCGUGGAAAGAGGACGGCAGCAUGAGUGGUGUGUUUCUCGAUGCUUUGCCAUCGGUUGGAACUGGAGCUGCUUUGAAGUUGAUCAAUCACGUUGUCACCAGUGAUGCUAUCAAUCUCGGUUGGUCACAAAAGCAGUGGCUCGUGACUGGUAUAGCGAACAUGCCUCUGGGAUAUUACAACAGUUGCAGUGGCUUGAGUCAGAUGAUGGUUAUUGUGAAGCAUUAUCCACGUGAUGUAGACAUGGUGACAGCCCUUGGGACUCUUACAGGGAAGGUUGUUAGUAGUCCCUGGGACUGCAAGCACGUGAUCCUCGAGGUUGUGCGUUGGCUUAAAGCUCAGCUGUGGGAUCUUCAUGUAGUGGUGACUGAUGAAUAUGAGAAUGAAGGCAAGAGCAAAUGGACCGAAGACGUUCACAGACUAAAGGCAUAUCUAUCAGCACUCGGACGGUCUCUCUGGCCUGAGUCUCUGUCUACUCUUAAGAGCUACAUUGGAAAGGGAAUACCUUUGUCGGUAUCACGGGAAGCUUUGAAAGCAAUGUCGUCUAUAGCCAUGCUUGCGCCUCAACAGGUGAGAGACAUAGUACUGCCUCUUUUUUGGGAUUCGUCUUCAGAGGGGGACGUGAGGAUAGCUGCCUUCAACACGUUUAUGAGCACCAUAAACUGCGACUCUCCUUGGCCAACCGAUGAUCUUGAAACAAUUGCUAACUCGGUUCACUCAGAAAAGAACAGCCAGGUUCAAUCAGCAGUAUAUACGCAUUUGAAAGAAUUGGCAAACACAAGUGAUCCAUCAUUGAAAUGCCGACAACAAGCGGUUGCGGAUGCUGUACAAGAGACGAACAUGCUCGAGAGCUGUCAACACUGUGACUUGGGGUAUCGCUCGUCCAAGACAUCAAUCAGCUAUGGUUCUACUAGUGAUUUUUGGGAGUGGCUUGGAGGUGAACAUUCGGGAACAGAAUCUGUUGGAGCUUCUAUGUGGUCCUCAGUGAUUUAUGGUGAGAACAAGACGUUGCCCAGCAGCUGGACGUGGAAUUUGGCUAUGAACGUGUUUGGGUACAAACUUGACACCCUAGAGCUUCAUGUUUCACUUGAUUUCCUUACUGAAUUUGUAAAGCUUCUGUUCAGUCCUGUUGGCUAUUUCCGUCUAGACAAGACAAAUUUUCAAGCCAGCGGUCUUCCAUUAAAGAAUUUACGCAUGAAUUCCGAGACGACACAAGAUUGGGGAGAAGUGCUUGUCAGGCUGUUUGGUCAGGACAUGACCUGGAAGCUCUUCAAUCGUGAUCACCUAGCUGCUGCAUUGUACGCCAAUCCUUCUCUCAACACACUGAGACAAGCUUUUACAGAGAUGUGGAGCAGUGGCUUUAGCCUCGACAAGUGGAUUGGUGUUUUCAGAGCUUUAGGAAAUACUUUCGAUUAUUUGGUGCACGGAGAAAUAUACAAGGAAAAUCUCAGCUUACGAAGAACGUUCGGUUUGGGUGAGAGGGUAACACGAACAUCGACCAUAGCUGGAGUGCCUCUCGUUGUGACCGUCAAUGGUGCCGUCGACGUGGAUUUAGAUACCGGAGUGAACGUAUCUGCGCCAUGGUUUGGAGCAGGCAUUGUUGUUGAUAGCAACCUGCACACAGGCUUCUCUGCACACAUCCAGGGUAGCGUCUCAUUCGCUGACGGCUGCGUUCGACCUCAAAUUGGCUGGUCUAUGGACUCGAGUGGCAACUGGACGCAUGACAUUAAUGCUCGAGUUAUUUCCAACGACGAGCAACCCAAGAUUAUCAUCACUUACAAUCCGGAGCUACAGAACGGGACAUCAGUGGCACAUUUUAGGACUCGCUGGGUGUCAGUAGCACGAGGGGUAGAAAGAGUUUUGACGUCAGCACCAAGUCGUCAUACGUCGUUGUUUAGUCCCAUUGGAGGUAGGUGGUUGGGUGUCGACUUUCUUACUCCUGUCACCUACACUCCCAGCAGCAGUGGUGUGUUCGGAUCUUUUCUAUGGGCGUCCGCUCCGCUGGACGUUGCCGUCAGAGUGAGGCUUUGGAACGCUUGCAAACCGGCCCGGUACGUCAUUACAGUGUGGAGUGAAUCGGAUGUCAGCUGGGACGCCGGGAGACUGCGCGUCCGAGCGGUCGGAAUGGAUCCACACUUGGAGGCCAACGGGUCUGUUGUGUGGACGACGUCCGGUCGGGACGGGAUCUGGAAAAAACGCGAGAUUGGUGUCUCUGUUUGGACGACUCAAGAAGAGUGGAACGUUUUCAAAUUUAAUGCGACCACGGGAGGAACUUGGAACGCCGAGUUGGUGUGGAAUGGGGACAACCACAUUGCGCAUGCGUACGUAGAGUUGAAGGCAAACGAGUGGCGCGGGAAUGUUUCCUACCAAACGACAUAG
Molecule: messenger RNA, 3858 nt
Organism: Corticium candelabrum
Lineage: Eukaryota; Metazoa; Porifera; Homoscleromorpha; Homosclerophorida; Plakinidae
Product: apolipophorins-like
Exons: 18
Coding region: 424-3858 (1144 amino acids)
Biological process (GO): lipid transport
Molecular function (GO): lipid carrier activity
Source: RefSeq, a predicted model, not a curated record